AAAAAAAUGUUUGAAAUCUUCUAUCACAGAUGCAGGCGUAUCGCGAUAACUUCAAGCAAACGCCCUGCCCAGCGGCCGUCGACCCUCUACCUGGAACGCCCGCUUCUUCAACGGCUGGACGCCUGCCCUUUUCGCGUCCACACCAUCGUGGCGUCCGGGGGGGAAGUGAUCAGCCAACGGUUAAUACCGCCGCAGCUCCAAUCUCUGGAGCCCUUACUCCUCGGAUGAUGAGUCCAGCACCGCCGACGGGGGAUACAUCCUCGGCCAAUAAUCUGUUGCGCCAGAAUCAGGAGCUGCGCCAACGUCUGGCCGAUGAAUCGCAUACCUAUCGCCGUCGCCUGGACACUUACAAACAGGCCCAGCACAAUCAGGCGAAUCUCGUCAGCCGAUUGCAAUCGAAGAUCCAGCAGUAUAAACAGCGCUGCAAUGAUCUGGAGGAACGCAUGCAUGAGACUAUAAAACCAACCAUUCCGACCAUGUCGGCACCCAAGCUAACUACGGGACCAACGGGGAAUCAGGUCUUGUGUUCCACUUCACUGACGCUGGGUCAGAGCAGUCUUCCGUGUAGCUCUUCAUUGGACUCACCACCACCCAGUUGUGGACGAGAUUAUGUACAUGACGAUGACGCCCGUGAGCUCUGUCGCAAGUUGGAGGAGGAGCACAAUCGUUGUGAGCAGAUUAUCGCCCAAAAUAAUGCUCUCCGGCAGCAACUCGAGGAAUCGAAUCGCACCAAUCAGGCUUUGACAAAUGAUCUGCAGAAGCUAACAAAUGACUGGUCUGGAUUGCGCGAUGAGUUGCUCAUGAAGGAGGAUGAGUUCAAGGAGGAGGAACAGGCCUUCAAGGACUACUACAAUAGCGAACACAAUCGUCUAUUGAAAAUGUGGCGGGAGGUUGUCGCUGUGAAGCGAGCCUUCAAGGACAUGCAGACCGCAAUGAAGGCGGAAGUAUGCAAAAUGGGCCAAGAGAUCAAUCAUGUGUCCAAGGAUCUUAAUGGUUCUGCUGUGGCUGUGAAUUUUGCCCAACAGCAGGCCAAGCAGUCCGCCGAUGAAGAGCUCCGUCAAUCUCGUCGCUUCAGCGAUGACCUGCAGGCCCAAUUGGCCACUCUAAAAGUGCAAUAUGAGAGUGCCCGACACGAGAUCAUGGAACGCGAUCAACGUCUGCUGGAAUUAAUGAAUCAAUUAAAGAAACUGGAGGAUCGUUGCGGCCAGGCCGAGUCCCAGGCGGCCUUGGCCACCAGCUACAACAACGAGAUAGAGCGACUUAACAAUUCCAUUCGCGAAAUCGCUCAGGCUGUGAUUCAAGACGCCGAGAUCGCCGAUCGCGAAGCAGACGCUGAGGUCACCGGCGGGGCCAUGCAGCACAUGCACUUGACGCGUGAUGCCGCUUCGGUAGCGGGUGGAGCUGCCAGUGCCGGUGGUUCGAAAUCGCCGCGGCGCAAUUCGACACGUGCCUCCCAGGCAUUUGCCGAGGGUACAAUUUCGGCAGUUCAGGCUGCCCUCCACAAGUACCAACUGGCCUUGCACGACAUGCAAGUGAAAUUCCAGCAUACGACCGAGACUCUACGCUCGACCAAAACUCAACUGGACACCAGCGAUGGCACCAAACAGCUUUUGACCACAAAAAUGCAACAGCUCACCGAGAAGCUGGACUGCAGCAAUUCAAAGCUUUCCGAACUGCUGCAGGAGCGGGAGAGUCUGCAAAAGACGUUGGAUGAAGUGCGCAGCCAGAAGCAACAGUCUGAAGUGGGGCGAGCGGAUCUUAACAAUGCGUAUGAAAAUCUAAGCGGCGAAUUCGACAAGCUCCAAUUGAACUAUGGAAAACUGCAGAAACGUAUUGAUUCCAUGGAAGAGGACAAAAAGGCCGUUGAACUGGAAAUUCAAAGAAUUCUCAAGGAUAAGAAUAUAACCGAACUGAAUCUGAGAUCGGAAGAAGAUCGAAGCAGCCGGCUACGAGAGGAGACUAUUUCUCUGCGUGAAGAUCUUAAUCGGGUCAGUCUGAAUCGGGAUCUUUUGGAACAACAACGAAUCGAGUCUGAUAAUUUGAUUUGCUUGCUGGAAAAACAAAAGUCCGAUUUGGAAUAUGAUCUGGAUAAAUUGUUGUUAGAGAAAUGUGAUCUCCAGGAGAAACAUGAAAAGCUGUCGAGCAACAAUUGUUCCACCAGCGACGAGCUGAAAUCAGUGGAAAAGUGUCUAAUGGAGGCACAAGAGGAGCGCAAAAAAUUGCGUCUACAGGCCAACGAACAGUCCAACGAGAUUGGGGAGCUUAAGAAGGAGUUGGCUGUGCUGGACAAGGCGCGUCUUGAACUCGAGACGGACAAUCUCUCCUAUAGUGAGAAACUAAAGUGUUUGCAGCUGGAAAAGGAGAAGAUACUGCAGGACUUGGCAUGUGUGACAAGGGAUCGUGGCGAUAUUCAUAAUCAAUUGACGGCCAUGUGCCGCAAGAAGGAGACUCUCAACGAGGAGCUGAUGCGUACGCGACAACGGCUGGAGCAGACCACUGAGACCAAUAGCCGCCUUAACCGCAAUCUGGAAGACAUGGUCAAAGAUGUGGAAGAGAAACAGGUGGUAAUUGAUCUCCACGAGAAGGAUACUCAUCGCCUUAAUGAAUUGCUAGCCGCUCUACGUUCGGAAAAGGAGUCCCUGGAGUCUGUGCUCUUUGAUACAAACACCACACUGGAGGCUACCGAGGAAAAACGUAGCCAGUUGGAGCGUGAGCUUCAAGAGGCCCUGGUACGAGAAGAAUCUCUAAAGAAUCAGGUGGCGCGUUUGCAGAAAGAAUUGGAGCAGUGCCAGCGCAAGGCUCAGGAGACCAGGACACAAUUAGCGAAUGCGGCUAGAGCCGCCGAAAGCGAUUUCAAUCAGAAAAUCGCAAAUCUUCAAGCAGCUGCCGAAGAUGCAGCCAAACGACAUGGUGAUGAAGUGCUCCAAUUGCGAAACGCUCUCGAAAAGCGGAUGCAACAGGCUCUACAGGCACUGCAAACUGCCAAGGACGAUGAGAUCGAGAAGCUAAACGAACGUUUGGUCGCCCUUCAGGCGCACAUUGAAAGUCUGGUGCAACAACACGAAGAGUCCUUGAUUCGGGCCGAGAGUGAGAAGCAGCAGGCUCUUCUAAUGGCUCACCGGGACAAGCAGGCGGUGGGUGAACGUCUAGAGGCCGUUGCCAGGGACUUGAAAACUGAACAGGAGGCACUUGAUCGCAACAAGCGUGAAGCGAAUGCCCGCGAUGAGAAGCAAAGGGCUGCCAUAGCCCAGCUUAAGGAUGAGAUCGUGCUCAUGCGAACCCGCGAAGAAGAACACAGAAUUAAAUUGGAAGAGUGCAUACGCAAGCAGGAGCUGCAAUUGGUCACCAUGCGGGAGGAACGCGACUCUCUCUGUCGCCUGAGUGAAGAGCUUAAAAUAGAGAUGCGCCUGAAGGAGGACAAAAUGGAUGGCACCAGCAACGAACUGCAGGACGCUCUGCGCAAGAACAAAGAAGGCGAAGGAUUCAUCGAAAGCCUGCGCAAGGAACUUACGGAUAGCCGCCGGCAAUUGGCUGAUAGCAACAUUGAACGGGACAAGUACUCCACAAGCAAUAAGGAGCUACGUGACCAUGUGAAGCGUGUGGAAAGCGCCAAGCGAGAACAGGCCCGAGCCAUUGAGGAAGCCCUGCAAAAGAUAAGUAAUCUGGAGGAGGCGAAGAAUUCCUUGGAAAACGAACGGACUCGUCUUAGCACUAUACUAAAAGAAACUGAAAAUCACUUUACAAAGACAACCCAAGAAUUAAAUGCCACCAAGUCUGCCCUACAGAAGGCGCAGGUCGAGUUCGCACAAAAGGACGAAGGAGGCAAGGAGUUGCAAUGCAAGCUCAUAGCGGAAACCGAGCUUAAGGAGAGGGCCCAACAGGAACUAUGUCAGAAUAAGAAGCAACUUUCCGAUCUGGAGGAGAAUCUGUGCGCCACCCGUCAAGAAUUGGGUAGAUUGAGAUGUCACAACAACCAGGAGGAGCAUCGUUUCCAUGCGCGUGAACAGGAACUGGCUCAACGCAUGGAAGAGGCACGCGGCCGGGAGAAACGUUUGGAAGAUCAGAAGCACAAUUUGGAAGUGUGUCUGGCAGAUGCCACUCAGCAGAUCCAGGAACUGAAGGCCCGUCUCGGUGGAGCCGAGGGACGAAUUCGGGCAUUGGACGAGCAGCUUGCUUGCGUGGAAUUGCAUAAGCGGGAUACGGAGCAGAAGCUAUCGUCGGUAGUUCACACGCUGCGCAGAAUUGCUGGCAUUCAGGUGGAUGGCAGUGUGAAUCUCUCACAUCGCCUUCUCAGUCCUUCCAGGCGCUUUAGUCCGUCUCGCAGUGUUGGGGACUACGAUACUCGUAGUACUUCGCAAUGUCCUGACCCACCCAUCGAUGUCGAUCCCGAUUUGGUGAGAAAGGGUGUGAGGAACCUUAUGCACCAAGUGGCACAGUUGGAGAGAGAGAAGGACGAUUACAAGUCGCAGUUGGGCGCAGCGAAAAAGCAACUGCAGGAUGCGGCCGAACAACAACUUCGUUGUGAUGCCAAGAUGGGAAAACUUCAGGGAAUGCUAAGAAAUCUACAGGAGGAGAAGAGCAAUCUGGAAACGGAUCGCAAAAUGAAAAUCUCGGCCAUCAAUGCCCUUGAGGAGAAGCUCAAACAGCGUAGCGAUGAGUGCCAGUUGCUUCGAGAACGUUUGGCCCAGACGGAAAUGCAACUGGCGGCCACUUCAGAGGAAAAUGCUCAGAAUGAAGAUCGCCUGGAAAAGAGUCGACAGGCCUGCUCCAAAUUGGAUAACGAGAAACGAUUGCUACAAGAGGAACUGGCCAAGGUAGAGGGUCGGGCAAGUAAGUUGGAUCUACAACGCGUGGCAAUGGAAGGAGACCUCACCCGUCUGCAAAUGGCUAUACAGGAGAAGGACUGCAGCAUUAGGCAAGUGUCAGAGCGACUGGAAAAUCAGACGCGUGCCAUGACCCAGUUGGAAGAUCGCUGCACCUCGCUAAAAUCUACUGUAGACCAAUUGAAAGAACGUCUCCAAAAGUCUGCCGUUAACGAGACCCAAUUGCGUGGAGAAAUAAAGACACUGCAGAAGGAGCUAUCCGAACAAGGACAUUGCGCUCAGGCCAAUGAGGACAAGGUGAAACUACUACAGAAAUCAUUCCAGACAGCGGAGAAUGAGAAGCGUAUCUUGACUGAACGUCUAGACAGUGCCCAGGCGAACCUUAACGAACUCAGACGCAGUCAACAGGCCCAACUUGAUGGCAAUCAGAGACUUCAGGAACAGGUAACCGAUUUGGAGGUACAACGUUCGGCCCUGGAGUCCCAAUUGAGAAUAGCUAAAUGGAAUCAAGAGAGCGGCGGUGACAAAAUCUUGACCAAUGGCGGCGGCAACGGCGGCGAUGAGGACGAACUCAAUAGACAGCUAAAGUCUUCAUUGCGAGAAAAGUCUGAACUUCGCAGCAAAUUGCAAACAUUGCAGGACAAAGUCAAACAACUCGAGUGUGAGCGUAAGAGUAAAUUCUCUGGUGGUAAUGCUUACGACCGUGCUGAGAAAUCCAGUUAUUAUGCAACUGGAGCUGGAGAUCCUGGUGAAUUUGAUUCCAAUCGCUAUGAUACAGGUGGUAACGGUGGUGCUUCCUAUAACUGUGGCCUCGAUCACAGUGUGCUUGAACAGGAAACUCGUGAUUUGCGUUUGAAAGUACGUCGUCUGGAGACAAUGUUGGCCGAAAAGGAAUCGGAACUGGCACGCUGCAAGGCACGGAUGAAUGACAGCGCCAAAUGUUUAGAUGGCAUGGACACCGAUCGCUAUCGUAGUGCCCAUUUGCAUGCAGAAAAGCUGCUGGAUGCACGUGAGAAAUCACACAAACAACAAGUGAUGUUGCUGGAGAAUCAGAUCUCCAUGCUGCGGGAACAGUUGGCACAGGAGGCCAAGCGUCGUCAGCAAUAUAUCCUUCGGAGCUCAAAGGCCAACAAAGAGAUGCAACAUUUGAGGAGCACACUGGGAGACUCACUACGCAAUGUUUCUCAGCAUCCAGUGGAUGCACACUUACUGGAAAGCGAGAGCAGACGUCUGGAUUCUGCUGUAUCGAUGAGUCUACCGCCUUCCACCUGCCGGGAUUAUGAUCGCGAUUAGAAACAUUUCUAAUAUAUAUAUUGAUCAUUUGGUAACACAAUCCCGCCAAUAAUUAAUGUUCACUGCCAUAAGCAUUUAACCAUUUAGAAACACAUUCCUAGGAAUACAAUACAAUCGGUAAUGUCCGCCGAAAUCCUUCAAUUUAGUACAAUACUAGCUGUUCAUUGUCUGCCCUGUUAGACAAUCGAAUAUAGUGCGUUUCAUCAUCUCGCAUUUGGGCAUAGAAAUUCAUUUUCACACUUACUUUACCUAAACAAAAAGAACAUACAAACAUUAAAGGGUCACAAGUUCCACUUCUUCUUGAUUGAAGGAGAACACCGAACUACAUACAUAUGUAUCACACACAUGAUAUAUUGAAAAUCAUUUGCAUUUAUAAGUACAUAUUUAUAUUGAUAUUGAACACAACUAGUCGGCACAAGGCAAUUCAACAAAAUAUCCUUAGCAUAUCUAAAUUCCUAUAUACAAAUUCUACAAAUACAUAUCUACUAUAUUAAAAUAAUAAUUGGAAACAAAAGAAAUCAACUCACAUCUUAAA
Molecule: messenger RNA, 6651 nt
Organism: Drosophila willistoni
Lineage: Eukaryota; Metazoa; Arthropoda; Insecta; Diptera; Drosophilidae
Gene: Root
Product: rootletin
Exons: 10
Coding region: 30-6116 (2028 amino acids)
Source: RefSeq, a predicted model, not a curated record